Symbiodinium necroappetens is the source of this 1178-nucleotide messenger RNA. Lineage: Eukaryota; Dinophyceae; Suessiales; Symbiodiniaceae. The record is from the annotation of a GenBank genome assembly.
GUCACGAGAGCAUCGCAUCUCACAACUUCGCCGCCUUCCAGCCCCUGCAGCAACCUCAACUCGAUGCCUACAUGGCACACCUGGCAAGUCUACCUACAAAGAGCAAGCUCGAAGAAAGUCAAACUCUUUUGGGCUGGCGUUUCAUUCCGGAAAGUAUCGUUUCCCGCCCAGGCCUGCUAAUUGCAGAGCGAUGCAUUUACGAUGCCAUGCAUUGCUACUGGAGCCAGGGAACGGUUAACUGUGAGGUCGGCUUGCUGCUGGCCUCUGUCAAAGAAAAAAUCGGGCUCGAGCCGGCGCAGCUCGCCCAACAGCUCAGAGUCCUCAAAUGGCGCUGCCCCUUUUACAAGGAAACAGCCCCCACGGUCCUCUCUGAGAAGCUCCUGCAAGCAGGCGUGGACUACAAGGGCACUGCAAAGCAGACGCUCUUGGUGCUUCCGCUGCUGAAUUUCUUCGCACAAGAAGUCUUGUCGCAGAAGGACGAGCUGCAGCAGGAGAUCGAGUGCUUGCGUCGCUUGAACACUGUCUGCCGCAGAAUUCUGCUGCUGAAAUGUCAGAAGAGCAUUAGCCAAGCCGAUGCAAACCAUCUCGUGCAGCUGCAGCAAGACCACUUGCAAGCCUUCAAGGCAUGCUAUGGUGAAAGGAAUGUGAAGCCGAAGCAUCACUACAGCUUCCACACAUCGCAGCCAGCUGUCCCGUUGCAAAUCUUCCUGGACACCUUCGUUUGCGAACGAAAAAACAGGAACUUCAAGCAACUUCUUGGAAGCCGGGCCUGCGUCCUUAGGCACUUUGAGAUGACGGCCAUGGCCACUCUUAUUUCUCACGAGCUCAAGUGGAAAGGUAACUGGUCGCCUCAUGCUGUGCUUUCAGAACCUCAGGCGGGAAAGAAAAGCGAACGCCUGCAUGCACAUGCUGAGUGCCAGGGCCAAGAGUAUCACGCGGGACUGUAUAUCCUCUCCAAGUGUCUUGCAGUGCAUGUCAGAGGCUUCGUGGAGACGCCGAAGGCACCCAAUGGGGCUCAGGCCGUUGCAGACCAACUGUGCUGCAAGCAUUGGAAAGAGGACUACAGCACGUGGAGCAAACCUGGCAGAGAAUGUGCUGUAAAGCUCGAGGACUUGCGUGCGGCAUGGAGGCCGAAUUGGAUUCUCGAAGAAGCAUGCCAAGUCAUUUCCUUGCAGUAG